AUUCAACUUUUUGACAUAUGACUAAUCGAUCAUCCCGCCCCGCGCAAUGUUUGAAACUUAUCAGAAAAGGCUAUAAUCGUCGUUAAAUAUUAUUAAAAAGUUUAGCUCGAUAGUAUAACAACAAUAAGUGUAACUUAUUAUAAAAGAAGAUAAACUCGAAAUGUAACAAUAUUUUGCUGGCAAUCGUAAAGUAUUUGACGCGUACACUAUUUUAUUCAUAUACGCUAGGUACUUUAUUUAUUUUUGUUUUGAACUGUAAAAUAUGUCAUCACCAAUUGUGGUUUUAUCAUCAUCGUCAUCAAGCUUAGAAGAAACUGGCUGGGAAAGCGAAUCAUAUAGCCCAUUUAAAGGAAAACCAACUGUAAAAUCUACUAAAAAAAGCGAAGUGAUAAAGAAAUUAUUUACCAAAGAAAAAUCGCCAGAUGGGCCCUCGAAGCAAAAUGAAAUAACGAUUAUGAUAGCAGGAGUGAAAGUUAAUCUACCAGUAAACCCUUAUGGGACUCAGAAGGCGUUGAUACAUCAGGUAAUAAAGACCAUAAAAGCUGGUCAGAAUUGUCUGCUGGAAAGUCCAACUGGAUCGGGUAAAACAUUAGCACUGCUAUGUGGAACACUGGCUUGGCUACAGGCGGAAAAAGAACGUAUAAACAAACUACAAAUGGAGAGUUGUUUUGAAGAGAUUUUUGAGAACAAGAUGGAUGACUCAGCAGGCAACGCAAACAACCGCAAACACGUUGACAAUCCUUUCACCUUCGAAGUGUCCUUCGCCAAGCCCGAAUACGGUAAAAAAAGCAUAUACAGUUCACCGAAGAAGUCCGAUAGUCCGCCCAAGCACUAUGCAAUGUCAUCAGGCAGUCCUGAUACAAAUACCAUGGGUACACACGGAGCUACCAGCAUAGAUGAAGAACAAUCCCAAACCCGAAAGAAAUACAAAGCUGAGAACAUUACCAAUAUAUCUGACUCUCCACGGUCUCCGUCUAACUCACAGAACCCGCCGAAACAUGAACGGGUUCCAGUCGUGUACUACGGCACCAGAACCCACAAACAGCUACAGCAGGUGAUCAAAGAGUUCAAACGCACGGUCUACUGCAAGGAGAUACGUAUGUCGAUACUGGCCGGCAGAGACCGGACCUGUCUAAUGCCAUUCGAUCGUAAAAUCUGGAAAACCAAGGACGAUAUGUGCGCUGAGUGCAUCAAAACCAAAUCAAGUCUGAUGAAUACGUCAUCACCGCAAACGUCAAGCUGCAAAUUCUACGACAACCGAAUGUCGUUGACGCACAGCAACUUGCCCCCGGCCUUCGACAUCGAGGACUUGGUCGAAGCCGGAGCGAAACUGAAGGCCUGCCCUUACUUCGCUGCCAAGAGCAUGGCCGCAAAAGCAAAAAUCAUCUUCUGUCCUUACAACUAUCUGAUCAACCCUUUCAUUAGGGAGCGGAUGAGGAUCAAUUUAGCAGACAACAUAGUCGUUAUAGACGAAGGGCACAACAUCGAAGACAUCUGCAGAGACGAGGCCACCUGCACCAUCGAGAGGAGACGGAUAUCUGAAGCUGUUGAUCAACUGCAGUACGCCAAGAGGUACGUUAAGAUGGGCCAGGAUGAGGCUGCAAGAGGGGAAACAAUAGAUUUUUUCAUCAAGACAUUACAAAUAUGGGAUAAGUGUCUAAUAGAACAAUCCGAUCGCGUAUCGCGCGAGAACACCGACAUGUGGAACAUGAACGAGUUCAUGGCUAUGCUAAAUGAAAAUGGCAUCGGACAAAACAAUUAUCAUAAUUUCAAUUUUCAUUUAUCGAAGCUGUUACGUAUGCAAGAUGAUUUGUACGGUGUGGGACAACACACGAUCGCCUUGUUGGAAACAAUGGACUCCGCUCUCGGGUACCUUUUCAAGGACGAAUGUAAACACGCCGAAGACUUCGUGCCGAUGUUGCUGAAGGGUGACGACUCGCGCGCGCUCUAUCGGCGACGGUCGUAUACCGGCGAGUUCAAAGGUGCGAACAUAUCGAUACGUCUUCUAUGCAUGAGUCCGGCGGUGCUGUUCGAGGGUCUGACGAAGGCUAGAUCUAUAAUACUGGCCUCCGGUACACUGUCGCCCGUGGGCAGCAUGAAGCACGAGCUCGGCGCCGAGUUCAACGUGUCGUGUUUGAACCACGUCAUCUCUAGAGAACGGGUAUGGAUAGGAACGUUAAGAAACUGCGAGAGCUCGGAACAAUUGAAAUGUACGAAGGAUAAUAUGGAGAAGAAACAAGUACAGGAUUCCAUAGGGAAGGCUAUAUUGAGGGUGUGUGACGUCACGCCCCAUGGAGUGCUGUGCUUUCAUUCCUCGUACACAUCCAUGAGGUUGCUACAUCAAAGAUGGCAACAAACUGGCUUGUGGGACAAAUUGAAUAGCCUAAAAUAUAUAUUUAAGGAGAGCGACAAUACGACUGAUCAUGACGAAAUUAUGAAGGAGUACUACAGCGCCGCGGAGGUGGAUCGAGGCGCGAUCCUGUUCGCCGUGUACAGGGGGAAGGUCUCCGAGGGCAUGGACUUCAGGGACCGGCAAGCCAGGGCCGUUGUGACGAUCGGCGUGCCCUUCCCAACGAUCGGAGACAAGAUGGUCACGGAGAAAAUGAAAUACAACGACAAGCAUUCGAAUGGGAAGAAGUUAAUGCGCGGCUGGGACUGGUACAACGUGCAAGCCUUCAGAGCCAUGAACCAAGCCAUAGGACGUUGCGUGAGGCACCUCAACGACUGGGGCGCCGUUCUGAUGAUCGACGAGAGAAUCGCAGAACAAAGGAAUCUUGAAUAUCUAUCUAAAUGGGUGCGAGACUUCCUCGGAAACAACCAUUUUACUUUCGAUGAAUUAAUGCAUAGACAAAACAGCCUCACAAGAUUUAUGGAGAACAUGAGCAAAGAAUAAUAUAUAUUUUUUUGCUUAUUUUAUUCAUUUUUAUUAUUUUAAUCAAAUUAUGACCAAUUAUUCUAAUAAAAUGUAAUGACAAUGUAUGUUUUUUGUUUUAACUAUAAUACUAGAUCAAAUUUGAAGAUCAAUACUAAUUAGGCGAGUACCUUUUGUAAAUUGAUUCAAUACCUACAAUAAAUAAUGUUUUGAGGUGGCUAGUUGUUGAUCUCUAAGGAUGAAUUUCCGCUUUUCUCUCUAAGCUGUAACAAAAAUUUUAAAUAAAUAAAAAUGUUUAGCCGAAAA
Messenger RNA from Bombyx mori (domestic silkworm), 3178 nucleotides. Its product is annotated as FancJ-like protein. The transcript has 20 exons. Gene Ontology annotation, cellular component: nucleus. The record is from RefSeq and is a predicted model, not a curated record. Gene Ontology annotation, biological process: double-strand break repair involved in meiotic recombination; nucleotide-excision repair. Lineage: Eukaryota; Metazoa; Arthropoda; Insecta; Lepidoptera; Bombycidae. Gene Ontology annotation, molecular function: DNA binding; ATP binding; DNA helicase activity. Bases 263 to 2893 code for a protein of 876 amino acids.